This is a messenger RNA of Episyrphus balteatus (marmalade hoverfly), 558 nucleotides long. RefSeq lists its product as uncharacterized. The record is from RefSeq and is a predicted model, not a curated record. Lineage: Eukaryota; Metazoa; Arthropoda; Insecta; Diptera; Syrphidae. The transcript is spliced from 2 exons. The coding region runs from base 1 to 558 and encodes 185 amino acids.
AUGUCUCUGCUAAAAUUGGUUUUUGUCAUCCUGGCUAUUGCAUCGGCUUGCAAUGCAAGUAUUGGACCACAUUUUGAUCUAGCACCUCUACCAUAUGGACCACCAACAGUUUUCCCUCCUCCCGUACUCCCACCUCCUUUAUACCCAGGACCAGCUUUUCAUGCUCACCCAACAGCACCAAUUUGGCCAGCACCAGUCCUGCCUGCACCAGCACCAUUAUUGCCCGCACCAGUUCUCCCAGCUCCAGCCCCAUUAUGGCCCGCACCAGCUCCAGUCUCAUACUUCCCUCCACCACUACCAGCUCCAUUAGCUGCAGCUCCACUUCCUCCAGUUUUCGAUCCGAUCCCAUUCGCUCCUACAUACCGUGCUAUUCCCGGACCCAUCACAAAGACCCACCACGUUUCAGUUGGAUGGGCACAUCCAAUACAAGCCAAGAUUAUUGCAGCUCCAGCUCCCCACAUCCAUCCAGUUAAAUUAAUCGAAGGACACGCACAUGCUCAUGCACACCUUCACCCACAUUCAGCGCCACUUAUUAGUCAUCAUCAUCAUCAAUGGUGA